Molecule: messenger RNA, 2711 nt
Organism: Silurus meridionalis
Lineage: Eukaryota; Metazoa; Chordata; Actinopteri; Siluriformes; Siluridae
Gene: bag3
Product: BCL2 associated athanogene 3
Exons: 4
Coding region: 47-1735 (562 amino acids)
Biological process (GO): muscle cell cellular homeostasis; negative regulation of striated muscle cell apoptotic process; protein stabilization
Cellular component (GO): cytoplasm; membrane; nucleus
Molecular function (GO): adenyl-nucleotide exchange factor activity; protein-folding chaperone binding
Source: RefSeq, a predicted model, not a curated record
GCGCGCGUCACCCGAGAGCUUCUUUAAAGGACCUGAGUGCGCCGUCAUGGCUCAAUAUUCAGGACCGAAGCUAUAUCAGAUUAUGAAAACACUGUCUCCUGUUGAAACAAUGGCUACCAAUGAUCCUUUGCCUCCAGGAUGGGAGAUUAAAAUUGACCCUCAGACCGGAUGGCCGUUUUUCGUGGAUCACAACAAUCGCAUCACUACGUGGAACGACCCCCGGCACGACAGCAAGCGGGGCACUCAGCUCUCACCCAAUGGGCCCUGUGCAUCUACAGAAUCAUCUCCUCAGGAAAUGCACAAAGUUUUCUUUUCAGAGAUGAAACAGCCAACCCUACGUCAGGGCUAUAUACCCAUCCCAGUCUCCCAUGAAAAUAUCGAACCCAGGCAACAACAGUAUUCACCGUUUUCUUAUAUGUAUCCACAAAAUCAACAAAACCUAAGAGCAGAUGGCCGGACACCAUCCCCGACUCCCACACUGCACUGUCGACCAAGAUCUCCAGUACAGGCCACGUCAGAGCCCGAUUCACACUGCCUGUCCUGUUCACCUUCUUCUCAUGGACCUGAGGUUCACCAUGUGCACCAAUCACCACAGGGGACACAGGCCCAUACCAACUCACAUCAUCAACCUUCCAGACAGAGCAACACUGGCCUCCGGGCAGGAUAUAUUCCCAUUACUGUCAUUCAUGAGGGGACUGGAGGUAGCCCACAAACCCAAAAUGUCCAUCCUAAGCGCUUCUGGCAAACUGAAUACCAACCGUCACUUCACAGCCACCAACCAGAAGAGUGGAGCCCUAGCCCUGCAUUUUCCACAAGAGAAAAAGCCCCAACCUACCGCGAACAAGUGCCAAUCCAGCUUGAGCAGAAUCGUUCAGCUAGUCCCAUUUUAAUGACUAAUGUGAGGGCUCAGGAGCCAGUCAGAGCACAGCUCAUGAGUGAGAGGCCACAGGUCCAGCAGCAUGUUGUACAUACAGAGAUUCCUUCUAAAACUGAGCAUCCUGUUCAACAUCGUACCAGCCACCCCAUUGAGAUUCCUAUUCAGAGAGUGGCCGAACCACAGCCCCCUCUCCCACAUCCCACAUCACCAUUGACACCGUAUCCCAUACAAGAACCUGAACUCGAACAUAUACAGACCCCCAGACAACAGCCUGUGCCACAGCCUGUGCCACAGCCUGUGCCACAGCCUGUGCCACAGCCUGUGCCACAGCCUGUGCCACAGCCUGUGCCACAGCCUGUGCAGUCCCCCAUACAACAGCCUGUGCUACAAUCUGAACAAGUGCCAGAGGUUGCUAAUGUAGGUUCAAUGCAGGUUCCAGUGGCACCUGAACCCCAGGAACCAGCAUCUCCACAACCAGAAGUUCAACCUGAGGAGAAAAUGGAGCCCAGCUCAAGUCACCCAGGACUGGCAAAGGUAGAGCAAAUCUUGGAUCGGGUUGAGAAAUUGUCCCAGGAGGUGAAAGGAUUUAAUGGCAAAAAGAAUGAUAAAAGAUAUCUGACACUAGAGGAAUUUUUGACCAAAGAACUGUUGGCUCUGGACUCAGUUGAUCCCGAGGGACGUAUAGAUGUGCGUCAGGCCCGACGUGAUGGUGUCCGCAGAGUACAAACCAUUCUUGAAGAACUGGAGGUGCGGGGUGAGCAAUUAGAAGCACAGGUGAAAAAAAGCACUGAAGCUGAAAAAGGAGAGCCUAUUUUGUUCAGCCAGGCAGACACUGAGAGAGCCAAGGAGAUAUCAUGACUGUAAACCAAAGCUUUAGUGUGAAAGAGACACCAGUCACAUCUCCUCAGUCUGUUAUUGGUUGCAUGCACAAUUAAUUUAAUUGUUCCUUUGGCUGACAUUUAAUAUGUAAUUUGUUUGCUGAGUGCAGUUAUGCGUGCUGUUAUGUGAUGGCGCUCUUGUGGAUUUUUACUGUACAAGUGUAUUGUAGCAGGACCAUAGUGGUGACCUUGUGGUGGCCUUGAGUUUCAUCCUGAAACUCAGUCUCAAAAAAGAGGCCUUUAUUCAAAUGAAUGUGCUUUAUUUUUGCUUUUACUUAGGAUAAGUACCCAAUGUUUGCCUUUAGUGUUUUCCAUGAAGGAUGAAAAGCUUUUGAAAUUCCAAUAAGAAUACCAAAUUUUUCUUAGAAGGACACUAAUUUUGUUAACUGAUUUUAUAACAGCACACGAAAAACAGCCAAUUAACAAGUAUUAAAAGGGUCAACUCCUUAUAUAUAUCGAUUCUUUACAUUUCAAAAGCAAAGACUGAUUCAGAUUAGCUGUGUUUUGACUAUAAUGUUGUGAUCAUUAUACUUGUCAACAUUAGUAUUAAUGGUUGAAUGAUAUAGACAACAGUGUUAUAUUUAUAUUCUAUUUUUGUGCCAAAACAAACAUUUUUACAUAUUUUCCAGUGGUAAAAAUGUCCUCCAUCUCCACAUAAGUGUAUUCUCUUAAAACACGAAAUAUACAUGAAUAAUAAAAGACCUGAAAUAUACACUGUGUACCCUUUCUCAUGUGACUUCUGUGAGGCUCUGUGAGCACUAAAUGACUGUGAUAUAAAGGAGCAGUGUACUGUUACAAUGGGUUGCAAAGUGAGAUAUAUUUGAUACAUUCAUACUCCUACAGAUUUUAAAGGUAAAUCAAAAUGACUGCAAUACAAAUGUAUAGAGCAAAUGUUACUUAUAUCACUUUACUUUGAAAGUAUAUUCUAUAAAAAUAAUAAAGGAAAUUGGAAUAGA